UUCUUCUUCAUUGCCAUUAAUGGCGAAGCAUUCUUUCGCAUUCGCUUUCUCUCUCGUUCUCUGCAACUUCCUCUUUGCUGCCGAUGCUUUUAGUGCAUCGGGAUGGUAUCCCGCUCAUGCUACGUUCUACGGCGGUAGCGAUGCGUCGGGGACAAUGGGAGGAGCUUGUGGGUAUGGGAACUUGUACGACACGGGUUACGGGACAAGCACGGCAGCGCUGAGCACCGCGCUGUUCAACGACGGAGCAUCCUGCGGGCAGUGCAUCAAGAUCACGUGCGAUUACAAGACCGACCCCCGUUGGUGCGUCAAAGGGGCGUCGGUGACCGUAACAGCCACCAAUUUUUGCCCACCAAACUUCGCUCUCCCCAACAACAACGGCGGAUGGUGCAACCCUCCCCUUAAGCACUUCGACAUGGCUCAACCCGCUUGGGAAAAGAUCGGCAUUUACCGAGGCGGAAUCAUCCCCGUCCUCUACCAAAGAGUUCCUUGUGUAAAGAAAGGAGGGGUGAGGUUCACAGUGAACGGACGAGACUAUUUUGAGCUGGUUUUGAUAAGCAACGUGGGAGGAGCUGGAGACAUCCAAGCGGUGUCGAUCAAGGGCUCGAAAUCCAGCCAAUGGAUGGCGAUGUCGAGGAAUUGGGGCAUGAAUUGGCAGUCGAAUUCAUAUCUAAAUGGGCAAGCUCUGUCGUUCAAGGUGACAACCACGGACGGGCAGACACAAGUGUUCAACAACGUUGUCCCUUCGAGCUGGAGGUUUGGGCAAACGUUUGGGAGCCGUGUCCAAUUCAGCUGA
Molecule: messenger RNA, 793 nt
Organism: Cucurbita pepo subsp. pepo (vegetable marrow)
Lineage: Eukaryota; Viridiplantae; Streptophyta; Magnoliopsida; Cucurbitales; Cucurbitaceae
Product: expansin-A11-like
Biological process (GO): plant-type cell wall organization
Cellular component (GO): extracellular region
Source: RefSeq, a predicted model, not a curated record